UGCUAUGGAGAAUAUAUUAUAUAGUCAUGGCUAGUAUCUGCUUGGUAUUGCUCACUAUUGUUAUAGUUAUACACACACUCGCGGACGGGCAAGUGUGCAAAAAUGGAACUGUACGGCUAGUAAGAUAUGGUAGUUUCAAUGAAGAGUAUGUCCAGUACUGCCAUGAUGGAGAGUGGCAUUCCCUGUGUGCUGGUGGUGGAACAUGGUCAAGAGUGGAGGCCAAUGUUGUGUGUAGACAACUGGGACUCAGCGGCCAAAGAGCCAAGAAAGGAGGUGAUACAACACCAACAGCUAAUCCACCCUACUUUAUGUUUGGUGACACAUCCUGUGCUGGAGGGGAAAGUAACAUAGGAGAGUGCAGAAUUCAUACCAAUAGUACAUGUAGUGAUAGAGCAGGAUGGGUAAAAUGUCAACCAGCUAAUUGCACUGAUGGAACAGUGAGACUGGUGGGUGGUUUCACUAACAGAGAGGGACGAGUGGACUUCUGUACACAGGGACAUUGGGCAUCCAUCUGUUACAAUGAAGUGCUGGCAGACACCGUUUGCAAUAUGUUAGGAUUUCCAAUGCAGGGAGCAAUGGCGAAAAGUACUACUUCUUCUAUUGACCCAAAAGUUGAUUACAGUGACAGAUGAUGGCACCACCCUGAACUGUGGAGACACUAUACAACUGCCACCUAUACGUGAUGUAGGAAGCUUAGUCAUCACAUGCCAAACUUUCAGCCAUGCUGUACAUACUCUAGCAGUACUAGGAGCAGUGAUUGGGCUUCUUGUACUACUAGAAGUAGGGACAGUUAUUGCGUGGGUGGUUUGUACUGUCACAAAGAAAAUGCACUCAAGUUCAACAAAACAAAGAAUUCUAACAAAAGUGAAUGAGAGUUACAAUGGGACAUUCCUAAAACAACCGAACGUCAGCUCACAAGAUCCUAACUACGAUACUGUGACCACAAGUGAUGAAGCAGUUGGUGACUAUGAUGUCAUUGAUAAUAUCAAGC
Messenger RNA from Halichondria panicea, 991 nucleotides. Its product is annotated as neurotrypsin-like. Bases 27 to 632 code for a protein of 201 amino acids. Gene Ontology annotation, cellular component: membrane. The transcript is spliced from 6 exons. Lineage: Eukaryota; Metazoa; Porifera; Demospongiae; Suberitida; Halichondriidae. The record is from RefSeq and is a predicted model, not a curated record.